Toxorhynchites rutilus septentrionalis is the source of this 318-nucleotide messenger RNA. Its product is annotated as cuticle protein 19-like. The coding region runs from base 1 to 318 and encodes 105 amino acids. The record is from RefSeq and is a predicted model, not a curated record. Gene Ontology annotation, cellular component: extracellular matrix. Lineage: Eukaryota; Metazoa; Arthropoda; Insecta; Diptera; Culicidae. The transcript has 2 exons.
AUGUUCAAGAUUUUUGCGUUCGUUGCGUGUUCCUUAGUGGUGGCUUCGGCUUACGAGGAUUAUCACAGUUAUCCUAAGUACAAGUCCGAAUAUGGAGUUAAGGAUUCCCAUACCCAUGAUCACAAGAGUCAAUGGGAGCAUCGUGAUGGGGACUAUGUGAAGGGACAAUACACUCUGGACGAGACUGAUGGAACACAUCGAAUUGUCGACUAUAUCUCAGAUCAUAAGGGUGGAUUCCAACCUCAUGUUCAGCGCAAGGGACAUGCUCACCAUCCCCAUCAAGGAGAAAGUUAUGAUAACAUUCAUCAGUACUAUUAA